UUUGAGUCUUCCAAAAUCCAUGCCGCUGCUCUUAUUGUUGGGGAGCUCUCUGAGAAUCCCAGUCACUGGAGCUCAGCCAAGUCUCUGGACCAGUGGCUCCGAGAGCAAGGCAUCCCUGGGCUUGAAGGGGUUGACACUCGAAGCUUGACCAAAAAGAUCAGAGAAAAGGGAACCAUGUUGGGGAAACUUGUGGUGGAAGGAACUUCAGCCAAUGACAUUCCAUUUGACAAUCCAGACACCCGGAAUCUUGUUAAAGAAAUUUCCAUGAAAGAACCAAAAGUUUUUAAUCCAGAGGGCACAGUGAGAAUCACUGCCAUAGACUGUGGCAUCAAGUACAACCAGAUACGUUGCUUUUGCCAGAGAGGUGCCCAGGUCACCGUUGUCCCCUGGGAUUAUCCUCUAGAUAGCAAUG
Molecule: messenger RNA, 412 nt
Organism: Sinocyclocheilus grahami
Lineage: Eukaryota; Metazoa; Chordata; Actinopteri; Cypriniformes; Cyprinidae
Product: CAD protein-like
Exons: 3
Source: RefSeq, a predicted model, not a curated record